AUGGAUGCCGCCCUCAGAGCUGGACUUCACAUAAUCAACGAUGGCAGCCACACAUUUGUGCGCCCCGGUGCUGAACGCAGUGCACUCGACCUCACCCUCUUGACGGACGAAUGCCCCUACUCAUGGCGUCGCGCGCCGGACACUGAGGGCUCGGUUCACUAUUUGAUCCUCUUGGAGCCCUUUUAUACCGGCGCUCCGCGCACCAAUGUGUACAGUGUUGUGAACUGGCUCCGUUUCCGCGAACUGUGUGAUGCAGUGCCAGUCGCAGGCGACUUUCUCCAACACAAUGUGCAGUGCGCGAGUGGCGCCACGACGGUGUGUCGAGUGCCGACGGGCACGCCAGUGCCCGGCAUUAAGCUCCUCAACCUUCGCGCAGCUCGCCGCCGGGCGCAGCGCAGAGCGGAACGUUCGGACAAGGCAGAAGACUGGACUGUUUACAACCGCAUCGACGCGGUUUGUGGAUGCCACGCCCACAAACAACGGGAUCGUGGCUGGUCCAGCCUCUGCCGCACCUUCGAUGACCCCCACUACCAGAGGCGUGCCUGGCGCGUGUUCCGAGCCCUCCUCCACCCCCGUGUGCCCCGGCAUCCGGAGCUCUCCAUCGUGGUCACGCUCGGAAUCAGCACCGUGCAACUCGCCGAACUGCUGGCUGACACUUUCGCGACCAUCGUAAAAGCGAUCGGCGAGCUGUGCACGGCCGACUUCAGCAUCCGGGAGCUUCGCGAUGUGCUCGACUCACGGGGGCACCGCUCGGCUCCAGGGGGUGAUGGCGUCACAUAUCAGAUGCUCCGAAACUUGGAUGCCACCCAGCUUCAGAAUCUGCUUGAUGCUUACAACACCAUCUGGCGCACGGGGGCGCUACCAUCCUCGUGGGGAGAAGCCUUAGUGAUUCCCGUGCUCAAAGAAGGGGAAGCCGGAGUCCGACCUUUCAUCUCCGGCUUCCGAGCCCAUCGAGCGACAGCGGAGUCGAUCUCGGACGUCGUUAGCCUUCUUGAGGAAGCCACGCACCGCGGGGAGGCGGGAUACCUCAUCCUUUUCGACGACAAGAGUGCUUUUGACUCGCUGCCACACAACACCAUCUUCGACGCCUUAUGUGAGAUGGGUGUGUGCGGGAACAUGCUGCGUUACGUCGAGGCUUUCCUCAGUGGCCGGUCUUUUCGUGUGCGCGUCGCCGGUCAUCUCAGCGGACCUCGUGUGGUGUCGGCGGGUGGGCCGCAGGCCAGUGUGUUGAGCACCUUUCUCUUCAACGUAGCUCUCGCACGCUUCAUCGACCACAUCCCGCGAGGCACUGCAUACGAGGUGCGUGCUGCUGUUUACGCCGACGACGUGGCGUUCUUCUCCAGUGGCCCCACCCUUCGUGGUCGUCAAGUCCGUAAAGGACUCCAGGCUGCCAUCGAUGCAGUGGACGGGUUCAUCACGGGCAUCGGGUGCCAGCUUUCCGCCGCCAAGACAGAGGCCAUGCACGUCCAUCCGAAGCGCACGGGGCGUUUCGAUGUCCCGAAGCUCGUCCUUCGCGGCCACCGGCUGCCGUGGAAGCGCAGAGUGUGGUAUACCUUGGUCUUACCAUCGACCACCGGCUAA
Molecule: messenger RNA, 1581 nt
Organism: Rhipicephalus microplus (southern cattle tick)
Lineage: Eukaryota; Metazoa; Arthropoda; Arachnida; Ixodida; Ixodidae
Source: RefSeq, a predicted model, not a curated record